AACGCAAGCAGGACUUCUGGUACAAACCAUCAGGCACUUGUGACGGACAUCCUGUUUAAAAAGCCGACAGUUUAUAAUAUCUGUGGCUACUGGCACUAAGGAAUCAAAUAAGGUGUAGUUUUAAUCGAAUGUUUGUAAUGCUUCUAGAAAGGUGAUCUCAGUCCAUAUUUGCUUGACAUCUUCGACCAUGGCUUGUACUCGGGUCACUUUUCAAGUGAGGGGAACAACCUCUCCAGGUGAAUUUUUAGCAGUUUGUGGCAGCUGUGGGGAUCUCGGAAGCUGGCUUCCAAAUAAAGCUGUGCUCCUAGAGCAAGAUACAAAUGAUUGCACACUGUGGAAAAAAGCAGUCGCUGUUCCAAGAGGGGCACCUUCAAACUAUCGUUAUUUUAAAGGCUUUUUUCUGACAUCGAAGAAUGCAGGUGAUCCAUGUCCAGUCAUAGUCAAUAAGUGGGAGACCCAUCAACAUCCACGAGCAUUGAAUCCUUCAGAACCAGAGCUGCUUGUUGAUGAUGGCGAGUUUGGUUUUUAUAAUGACCAUGAAUGUGUAGAUUCAGGAUGGUUAACAUUUCAGACUGAAAUUCGCCUGCGACUUCAUUACUCUGAAAAGCCUCCAGUAUCAAUUUCAAAAAAGAAGUUUAAGAAAUCCAGGUUUAGGGUGAAGCUGACAUUGGAGGGUUGUGAAGAUGAUGAUGAUGAUGAUGAUGAAGAGAAACUGUCUCCUUCCUCCUGGCACAAAAUGGCAACCACUCUGGGAAUCUCUUUAAUCGGCAAUGGUGAUUAUAAGUCCCGCCACUCCCAGCCGGAUUUUGGUUAUGCUUUAGACCCCAACCUUUGGACUGAGUACAGCAUUCAUACCAUGGAUCCAGAUAACUUGGAAUUGACAUUUGAGUUUUUUGAGGAAGAUUUGAGUGAGACAGUAGUUCAGGGAGACACAGUGCCAGGCCAUGUGGGAACUGCUUGCCUGUUAUCUUCUACUUUUGUGGACACUGGUAAAAACACUGGAUUUGUCAUACUUCCCAUCAUGGCUAGGAACUCCAGACAGACGAUUGGAAAAGUGAGAGUUGACUACAUUGUAAUAAGACCAAUUGAAGGUCAGAUAUGUGAUAUGAGUACUUCAUUUACCAAGUACUGGAAAAAACGAACUGCUUUGGAUGUGGGUCAUAGGGGAGCAGGAAGCUCCUCACAUAUGGACAGAUAUGCUAAAGUCAGGGAGAAUACAAUUGCUUCCUUCAAAAGUGCCGCAAGUCAUGGUGCUGCUUUUGUGGAGUUUGAUGUGCACCUUUCCAAAGACAGAGUUCCAAUUGUGUACCAUGACCUUACCUGUUGUAUAUCCAUGAAAAAGAAAAGUGAUAAUGAUUCCUUAGAAUUAUUUGAAAUCCCUGUGAAGGAGCUUACGUUUGACCAGCUUCAGUUAUUAAAGUUGGCUCAUGCGGCUGCAGUCAAGGUGAAUGACCCUACAGAAUCGAUUUUAGAUGAGGAAGAAUAUAUUGCAGAGCACCAGCCCUUUCCUUCACUUCUGCAAAUCUUGCAAGCUGUACCAGAACAUGUGGGUUUUAACAUUGAAAUUAAAUGGCUCUGUCAACUAAAAGAUGGUACCUGGGAAGGAAACCUGUCCACCUACUUUGACAUGAACCUGUUUCUUGACAUCAUCCUCAAGUGUGUGCUUCAAAAUGCAGGGAAAAGAAGAAUUGUGUUUUCCUCAUUCAACGCAGAUAUUUGCACAAUGGUUCGUCAAAAGCAGAAUAAGUACCCUAUCCUGUUUCUGACUCAAGGCUUUUCUGAAGUCUACCCAGAGCUAAUAGAUCUUAGGUCUCGAACCACCUCAAUUGCAAUGAGUUUUGCACAGAGUGAAGACAUUUUGGGAAUAAAUGUGCACACAGAGGAUUUGCUGAGAAACCUCGACUACAUAAAGGAGGUCAAAUCAAAAGGUUUAGUCCUUUUCUGCUGGGGUGAUGAUAACAAUGACCAUGAAAACAGGAGUAAGCUCAAAGAAUUUGGAGUCGACGGACUGGUUUAUGACAGGAUCUGCGAUGCUCAGCCUGAGCAGCCUAACAUAUUCAAAAUGGAGCAGCUAGAAGGUCUUAAGGAUAGCAUACCAGAAGAAACCCUGAAAAGCUGUGCCACUUCCAGUAUUUGCCUGACUUGUUCUUCUGUGUGCUCCUGCAAGCAGGAGACUGGUAGCACAGAGUCUGAUUCAGGACUCAGUAAUGCUUCAUUUUAAAAUGCAUGAAACAUUAAAUCUGUACAACACUAAAACUCACAAGCUCCAUUGUAAGUGAACAUUAAUGAUCUGUUUAGACAAAUUGCCCAGUGUGUCAAUUCCUUAAAAUAAUGUUUCCAAUCUGUUUAAAGCUAUUUAAAAGGGAAUAUUGUAAUUGGAAACCUCCCUCAAUACAAUCCAGUCCAUUUUAUGAUGUAUAAUGCAUGCAUUCAUUCAUUCAUUCAUUCAUUUUUUUAAAAUACCACUGCUGUUUUGAAUCUAUAAGAGUUUGUUAGUUUUGCCAGGUGUUCAUCAAAUUAUUGAGUGGUAGAAACUGAAAGGAAGAAUGUGUCAUGUUUAACUUGCCUUGCCUUGUACUAACUUGUAUUUGUGUACUGUAUAUACCAGAACUUCUGGUUAUGAAUGCUGUUAAAUUAGUGCGAAACAUUGCUUUUUAAACAAAUUAUUGCCUCUUACUAGCUUUUAUUAACAUUAUUAUAGGUCUCCUUAUUUAUUGUUUAUUGUGCUCAGAACCUAUUGUAUUCCUCACCUGUGUGUUUUUUGUUUGUUUUAAAAAAAAAAUCAUUUUGGACAUGCAAAUAUUUCAAAUAAACUGCUCAAGAUAUAAACUACUGCAUGCUGGUAGCUUUGCUGUAGAUCACAUAUCUGAUUUGCAGCUAGACUGUUGGUGUGAGUUUAAACUACAACCCAUAAAGUGAAACAAUCAAUGUCAUCUACAGCAUUGUAUUAAAAUGAAAUAACAAACCAGCAGUUGAGCAGGAUAAUGCUGAUUUUGCUUAUAAGAGGUAUGGAAUGUAUUUUGAAACCUUGGUUAACUCUGUUUUUACAUAACAGAAAUAAUGAAUUGUCUUAUUGACUGUACUGUAUCUAUUAAAGUGCCAUUUUAUUGUAUGCAUUCACAAAUCAUACAAUGCAUUUUGUUACAUCUGUAUAUACAGCAAUGUGAUUGAUUGCUUGUGUGCUACCUAAUAAUGUACACAUGUAUAAUAUGCAUUUUACUUGUAAACAAGAACAAGUUAUUUAUGCACUUGUUGAUGUACCUGAAUUUGUCAUUUCUUCAUGUAUAAAGUAUUACAUCACUGUACACAGUAUUUGUGUUUUCUCUGUAACCAUCUAUGCAUGAAAAUGUACUAUAGAAUGACCUCAAAUACUUGAUACUUCCCAGGAGGUUGUAGGUUAUCCCGUGAGCACUAUGGCUGACCACUUUCUCCUACAAAGUUUUCACAAACAAAUAAAAUGCUGUAAAAGUUA
Messenger RNA from Acipenser ruthenus (sterlet), 3472 nucleotides. Its product is annotated as glycerophosphocholine phosphodiesterase GPCPD1-like. The coding region runs from base 188 to 2221 and encodes 677 amino acids. Gene Ontology annotation, biological process: glycerophospholipid catabolic process. Gene Ontology annotation, molecular function: starch binding; glycerophosphocholine phosphodiesterase activity. NCBI's taxonomy places the organism in Eukaryota, Metazoa, Chordata, Actinopteri, Acipenseriformes, Acipenseridae. The record is from RefSeq and is a predicted model, not a curated record. The transcript has 20 exons.